Molecule: messenger RNA, 4002 nt
Organism: Physella acuta
Lineage: Eukaryota; Metazoa; Mollusca; Gastropoda; Physidae
Biological process (GO): cell surface receptor signaling pathway; G protein-coupled receptor signaling pathway
Cellular component (GO): membrane
Molecular function (GO): G protein-coupled receptor activity
Source: RefSeq, a predicted model, not a curated record
AUGGCUGAAUUUUUUUGGCUUCCGGUUUGUGUUUUAGUCGUAUGCGCGGCAGUGCCUUUAGACAAACGAGGCAUCGUGGGAACUAACAAGACUCAUUUAUUAGGAAAAGAGGAACUACCAGUCGAACUUUUCAACAUUCAUAGCGAUAAAAGUCAACUAGAGUAUUUAGAAGCUUCAUCGGCGCCAUUUCUGAAUUCAAGAAAAAAUCGUGCGCAUGGGCAAGACAACGAGAAGUUACCGGUCCAGUUUGCCGGAAGUUUGAAAAACUUUAGCGAGAUGAGCAAGAGCACACGAAAACUACACAGUCAUGUGCAUACCGUUUUCCAGCAGUUUAAAAACAAGAGCGUUGAUUUUCACUCCAAGUCGUUUAUUUCUGAAAUGAAAGCGUUUCUAUCGGAAAAACAAUAUAUGUAUAGCGGUGUUUAUCCCGUAGAAGGAGCGACCAAAUCUAACUACCGUCUUUACGUGAAGGGGAAAAAAUCUGGACACGUUGAUAUAGAGCGCGUGACGUCACCGAGAAAAAUAAACAAACAAACUCCACAAAAACAAUCGGGGAAUUCCACCACAGUGGAGGCGGUGUCAGUAGAAUCUUUGGGGGAGGUGGAUAAAUCUGAGGAAGUCGUGACGUCAUGCCAACACGUGCUCGGCUACCACGACAUCCGGUGGCUCUCCAUGGUGGUCGACUGCCCUUCCGGUUGGCCGGACGAUCACGUGAGCCGCCAGUGCGAGGCGUGGAAAGACCUGACCAUGACGUCACUGGAUAUCGUCCCGCUGCUUCCGGUUCAAAACGAAACCGGAACGGUGUUCGCCAACGUCUUCUGCGCCAUGUGCCACAAGGUCGAGGUUAUCCUGCCCUGGACGACCAAGUUCAUCUGCGAGACUUUACAAGCGUCCAGUUUCAUUGCAGUCCAAUCCCUGGCUAACAUUUCCUUCCUCAACACCUUCUUGAAGUCCUCCCAAUGCACCAAGGCCGUCGUGCCCUCGCUGCCGGAAGCGAUCGCGCCGUGCAAGGUGCACUCCGCGGAGAAAUUCUUCAGCACGCGCCGGUGCACCACGGCAUCCUGCGACACCAGUACUUCGGAUUUUCCCGUUUCUUUUAACGUCCUCAUGAAUUUUGAUUUCACGGGCGACACACACCUGCUGUUUAGCGCCGCCCCCAAAGUGCUACAGGAGUACGUGCCUAGAUGUCGAGAAUGGGAGACCUAUGACCUCUACAGUCAGACCUGUCGUCCCAUCAGUAGCAAGACCUUCACCUCACCAACAGAGAACAUCCACACAAUCGAACAGCUAAGAAAUGUCGGCCAGACGGCUUUAGUAUCUCUACAGCUAAACAUCAACUUUGGAGACUAUUUGUACCUGCUGUUUCAAGACAUGGACAGCAUCUUAGAGAAGCAGGUGGCAGACAAUCUGAACAUCAGCGUUGACCGCAUCAAGGACGUCAACGUGACCUUCGAAGUCGGGUCAUCCAACGACCUUCAACUCAAGGUCACGACCUUGACAGACGAGCAGUACGACCAGCUGUUCCCGCCCUUGGUCGACGAGCAGGGGGCGACGACUCAUCCGCCGCCAGACCCGAUAACUCGUCCACCCAAGGGAUAUAACCGAGUAAAUUCUCUCAAAAACGGGGCUGUUCCUAACAUUGGUGAUAAAAGCUCAACGAAAGAUAAAGAUUCGAAUAGGACUGUUAACAAACAACAUGCGUCUAACAACGCUGAUAAUAAAACACCCGGCAAUAAUAGAGAUAACCAUGAACCCAAAGUGGACCUUGUCUUCAUGUUGAAAAACAUCACCGCUCAGCUUCGCGCCAUUGAUGAGGACAUUAAAAAAUACAACAACAGCCAGCUCACGCCUCAAACUAUAGGCGCCAUCAAAGCGCUUAGGUACGCUUUCAGACGACAGAAAACGCUAAUGAAAUACCUACAGUUUGCCUACAAAGGUGAUUUCAAUUCAACGGGGCGCUACGGGCUUAAAAGUUUCCGAAAAAUGUAUCAUAAACCUCCGCGUCAGCAGAACGUGACGCAUCUUUUAAACGGAUUGGACGCUGCUUACGUCACAGAAAACGGUACGACUUUUUUGUACGUCACAGAGCCAGUCAACAACAGAAGUGACCGGAUUAUGAUCCAGGCGCAUGACCUUGCGACCGCCGCCCUCAUGACCGGGGUCGAGGUCGUGAACUACUUGUUGAACCAGAGCUUGACCAUGCGCGUGAAGUUCGUGCUCGUCCCGCCCCACGACUCGCACGAGCUGGGUACUCACACCCUCCUGCAGAAAAUCAACGAGAUGAUUGAUGACAAGACCUUCUCGAUCAAGGUCAACGGAAACAACAUUGACGUCAUCAGCGGAAACGACACGAACGAUCCGGUGGCGGAUGCGUCGAGUUUCUGCCGCUGGGGGAUCGAGUACAUGGUGUACGACGACGACUUCACCAUGUUAGAGACCAACAACACCACCAUGUUGUACAUCAACAAAACAAACUCCUACAUCGGCGUCGGGUUGUUCGACCUCUUCAUCAUGCUCACCGGAAGUCAAAACUCGGAGCAGACGAAUUUAACGGAUUUAUCCAAAUACGCAUUCGUCUGCUUCAUGCCACGAAUCGUGAAUUCAAAUUGCUCAAGGAUUGAAAUAGAUCGAAGCGAAUAUACAAUCGAACUAACGAAUCGAUCGAUUAUCUUUGAAGAGAAAAUGUACGACGUGUUUUCUUAUGUGGUGGUGAAUGAAACAACUGGGAAAAUCGCAAUAUGCGUUCCGGAGUCGUUUGCAAACCAGCAGACGUUUCUACCGCGGACGGUUACAGUGUACGGCGGGUGUAGUCACGACUUUGAUAAGGCUUUAGAGGCGGAGGGAUAUCUAACAAUGGUGCUGGGCCGUCUUUCGAUUUUCUGCCUCGCUUGUGUUUUAGUGACGUACUGCCUGUUCCCGAAGUUACGUAACCUUCCAGGGGUCAACACCAUGAACUUGACCUUAGCUCUCCUAGCCGCGGAGAUUAUUUUCGCAGAAGGUAUCGCCGUGAAGACGGAUUGGCUAUGCUCGGCUGUGGCCGUUAGCCUGCAUUACUUUUUCUUAGCGGCUCAUUUUUGGAUGAACGUGACGAGCUAUGACGUUUACAAAACAUUCGCAAACAGGAUGUACAUCACGCUUGUGCGAGACAAGCAACGUUACGUGCCUCGCUACGCCAUCUUCGCCUGGGGAUUCCCGUUUGUUAUUGUGUCUGUCUGCGUGUUUCUCGAGUUCUCUAAUUUACUUGAUGACGUGUCUAUAGGGUACGGCAGCGUUCGGGAAAAGCAGAAAAACCUCAGUGAUUUUGAGUACGUCGAUACAGAAUUCGGCACCUACCCGAUCAAAUCUAUUCUAAACAUGACAGGAGACAUGAAAGUAGGUCAGUCACAAAAUGGCGUCUGUUGGAUCAACCAGCCCUUAGCGGCAUUCCUGGCUUUCGGAGCCCCCAUCCUUAUUAUAUUCUUCACAAAUUCGAUAUUUUUUGCUAAAACAAUACUAGGUAUCUCGCGAAUUUCUCGCAUGACCAAACGGAGCCUCAGCUCCCGCCAUUCUAAUUCCUCUGCGCAGAAGCUUUCUGCGCGCUCUGACGUCAUGCUUUAUCUGCGCAUGUCCACGGUGAUGGGUUUCACUUGGAUAUUCGGCCUUAGUUCGUCCAUCGUCAGUUCUUUCGCCAAGCCAGUGACGUAUGAACUAUGCGUGGUAACUCAUAUACUGGCUAUAUUGUUCACAAUUUUCAACGCUUCACAAGGGGCGUUUAUUUUCUUUGCUUUUGUCUUCAAUCGAAGAGUUUUCGCCCUUUACUGUGGGUUGUUCUUCAGAAUCAAACGAUUUAUACUUCGUGAAGAUCCGAGUGAAAGGCUAUCUUCUGUAUCCACUGUGGGUUCAAGAAACAAUCUGUACGCCUAUAAUAACCGAUAACUCUUGCAACCAGUUGUAACCUAAUCAAAUACACGGUUAUCGCCCUUAGACCACUUUCAAAAUAAACAAGUUUUGGUGCUGUGAUUU